ACUGAAGGCAGCGCUCCAGUGUUCAUAUGACGAACCACCGUCAAACAUGGCGUAUGGCUGAAAGUGCGAAGAAGGUUGAGUGUUUCUUCGAGUGCGAUAAAGUGUGAUUUUUUGGUGAAAAAGUAAGACCAAUUGUGACUUUGCACGGUGCUGAGGUGUUUACAAGUACACCUGUGCAAAAAUGUCGGAACUUGAGGUGGUGGAAAACAUCGAAAAGGGCCAUUUUUCAGGGAAGGAAAAUGACGUCGAACCUCCCUGCUUGAGAACAAUGACGACGACUGACGAGACAUCAGUGGCGCACAAUGGAACUUCACAGCAACAACAACAAGUUGGCGCGUCUGUGUUGGUGUCUCCGGAGGUUUCAGGGAAUGCCGAGGGUGUCGCUGCUGUGGGCGAGGGAGCUUCCGGUGGCGGGAAUCAGGCUAGUGGAGGGAGUGAACGGCCGAAGGGGAAGAGGAAGUGUCGUAGGGGGCGCGCAAAGGCAAAGAGGAACAAUACCCACGUUAAGCCAUACGCCUGGAAACUUCCUGUGGCCACCAGGCGCUCAGCUGCCAGUCACAUUCGCAGCUCCAUCGUGCCAUACAACACCAAUAAGUUCCUCAUGGAGGACCAUAUGCAGGAAAUGCAGACGCCCAAGGGACGCCAGAGAGAUUCCAGCUUCUCCGUGGACUCCGACGAGAACUAUUUCUGCAGCCUCCCGGAGGACGAAGAGGAGUUCCUCACAAAAGAAUUCAGCAGUGUCUAUGAGAAUGCUAAAUGCGAACGCCUCGAUGGCUUGACCAAACCCCAACUCAUCCAGGAAUACCUCCAGCUGGAGGCAAACUUUGAGAUGGUGAGCAAGAGACUCACCAGGGAAACCAACCAGAGACAUGCCGAUGCCAAAGAACAAAUGCUGCAGCGCAACAAUUAUGAGUUUCAGAACAGAAUCCGCAGUCUCGAGGAGCAAAUUGACAGGCUAACAGAGGAUAACAUAGAUCUCAGUCGGCAACUGGAGUUCUACCGAAGUAAUGCCCCUCCGCCAGCUUCGGCAGGAAUGAUAUGCUCGAGCAGUGAAGACAGUGAGAGUGACAGUUCAUCCAGCAGCAGUUCCAGCAGUAGCUCCAGCUCAGACGACCAGAAUACCAUGCACUGUGAUGAGGAUGACGAGGCCACAGCAGCAUCCAAGGCCCCACUCUGCAAUGGCUACUCACAUUCCCUGUCACCGCCACAGUUCAAUGGAGAGCAUCACAAUGGGCUGUCGCCCAAUCCUCAGUCACCCCAGCAGUACAAUCCCCUUUCGCCGCGUGGCUGAAAUUCCUUCCCAUCCCUCUCAAUCCCGGACAAACAGCAAACCCUAUGCUUUUCUCCCACAAACACGGGAGGAGAUUUUCCACGUCGGAUACUCCUCCAUCUCCCAGGGAUCUCUGUUCAAUUCCCCUCUUUCCCCCUACACACAAACACUCCCCCCUCGAAAUGCCCAAGAGAUAUGUGAAUGAAACAAUUGAUAAUAAAAUUGCUUAAAUUUUCUAAAGAAAA
Molecule: messenger RNA, 1515 nt
Organism: Phlebotomus papatasi
Lineage: Eukaryota; Metazoa; Arthropoda; Insecta; Diptera; Psychodidae
Gene: Hexim
Product: protein HEXIM1
Exons: 3
Coding region: 182-1291 (369 amino acids)
Biological process (GO): negative regulation of cyclin-dependent protein serine/threonine kinase activity; negative regulation of transcription by RNA polymerase II
Cellular component (GO): cytoplasm; nucleus; nucleoplasm
Molecular function (GO): cyclin-dependent protein serine/threonine kinase inhibitor activity; 7SK snRNA binding
Source: RefSeq, a predicted model, not a curated record